Messenger RNA from Raphanus sativus (radish), 1522 nucleotides. RefSeq lists its product as uncharacterized. NCBI's taxonomy places the organism in Eukaryota, Viridiplantae, Streptophyta, Magnoliopsida, Brassicales, Brassicaceae. The transcript has a single exon. The coding region runs from base 91 to 1404 and encodes 437 amino acids. The record is from RefSeq and is a predicted model, not a curated record.
GACAUGGCUUCCUGUUUUCUCUUUUGCGCCAUUCCUUUAUGAUCUUUUAUCAAUGUUACAAAGUUUUCCAUCAUCUUUUCUGAAUACAAAAUGGUAGAAGUGACCGUAAUAUCUUCGAGCACAGUUCGACCCACACACAUAAACGAAUCUAGUCAAGCAAAGAUUCAUCUAACUCCACAUGAUCUUGACCUUCUUUAUCUUGUUUAUCCUCAAAGAGGUCUUCUCUUCCCGAAACCAGACCCGAACAGCCAUUUCAUCCCUCAAUUAAAGGCCGCUCUUUCCACUGCCUUAGAUAUCUAUUUCCCGUUUGCCGGUCGUCUAGUCAAAGUGAACAAUCAUGAAGACAAUACAGUGUCGUUUCACAUCGACUGUAACGGCUCAGGCGUCAAAUUCGUUCACGCCAACGCUGAUACCGUCUCCGUGGGCGACUUCCUUCAGUCUCGUGGUUCUGUUCCUAAUUUCAUAGGUCUUUUCUUCCCUGCGAACGAUGUUGAGAGCUAUGACGCCCUCAUCUCGGAGCCCUUGCUUGCACUGCAAGUCACCGAGAUGAAAGAUGGAGUUUUCAUCAGUUAUGGUUAUAAUCACAUGGUGGCAGAUGGGUCUUCUUUCUGGAGUUUCUUCCACUGUUGGUCCAAGAUUUGCCUGACCGGUUUGGGUUCUAAUUUUCAGCCUCUUGUUCUCAAAGAUUGGUUCCUCGACAAGAUUGACUAUCCUAUACAUAUCCCAGUUUCAGAGAUGGAGACACCACCCAAUUGUGAAACUUCAACUAGAGAGAGAGUUUUUCACUUCACAAGGAAGAAGAUUUCGUAUCUCAAAGCCAAAGCCAACGAGCAAAUUGGCUCCGUUGAUUCGAAAAUCUCGUCUCUUCAAGCCGUUGUAGCAUAUUUAUGGCUAUCAAUCAUGACACAUAGCGGUCUAAACAGAGAAGAAAUGACGCAAUGCAAAAUAGCCGCGGAUAUGAGGCGGAGGCUAGACCCUCCUCUCAAGAAAGAGUGUUUUGGGAAUGUGACCGCUCUCGCGGUUGCUACAACCAACGUGGGAGAACUGUUGGAUCAUGGGAUAGGAUGGACUGCUUUGCAAAUAAGUAAAACGGUGAGGUCACAGACGAAUAAGAGUUACAAAAACUUUGCGGAGAAUUGGGUUACAAAUGUGAAGAUACCAAAAAUAGGAGUUGGAAGUAGACUGGCUGAUCAUUCUUUGAUCGUGGCGAGCUCUCCAUUGUUUGAAGUUUAUGAUCAUGAUUUUGGUUGGGGGAAACCGAUUGCGGCUAGAGCUGGACCGGGUAAUGGUAUCGGUGGUUUGCUAGUAAUGUUUCGUGGAGUUGAAGAAGGGAGUAUUGACGUCCAUGCGACCUUGACGUCAUCUUUAUGGUCUGAUGUACUAAUUAACAUAUUUGCUGAAUAAAUAGAUCUCUAUAAUAUUAUUUGAGAAGUCAGUUUCCUAUGUGUCGCGCUCACGUUAACUUUCACGGUGGUUGAUUACAAUGAUACCCUUAAUGAAUCAAAUAUAUAUUUAAUUAUCA